AUGGAUGAUAUUUUGUGUGGAAGUUUCGCCGAAGGUGUACACAACGCGAGAGAUAUUGAUAUUAUGUUGUGCGAAGGUGAAGUAGAUUCUGAAAAUGAAUUAAUAUUAACUGAGUCACCAACAUUUGUCCGAAUUAAAUGGAAUAAUGUAAAAUUAAGUCAUCAUUCUUAUGGUUAUGAUCUAGAAGGUGUAAAAUGCAUCAAUGGUUUAAAAAUGAAACAAAAAUAUAAUUCUGAAAUGGUUCCACUUUUAUCGACAUCACUUCGGUGUUUAGGUAUCCCGCAUGAAACAGAAAGUCAGUGGUCAAAUAUUUUACGAAAUGCAUUGAUUAAACAAUCAACUGAUAUAGGAACACAUUUUAGUGAAAUGUUGCAAAGAACUUCAUCAUCAUCAUUUCAGAAUAGAAAUUUCAGAAUAUUAUAUGAUAUAAUUGAUAAACCAUUAGAACAAUUAAUGAAAAAGAACCAAAUAAAUACUGAAACAGCAACACAUAUUAAUUCAUAUCAAUUACCAUUGAUGUUCAUGGGUCUUAUCUAUGGUAUUUCAAUUCCAAAUGACUGUAGAUUAAAAGUCAGUGCAAUAAUUGAUUUCUAUUACAAAUAUAAACAUUUGAGUAAUUUAAAAAUUAGUCAAAAUUUAUUUAAACAAUUAAUAAAUGAAAUAAUUGGUUACAAAAGUAGUUUAGUAUUAUCGAUAAAGUUAAAUUUUUGGCCAAAUAAUGUUCAACCAUUUUUAGAACGUAUUCAAAUGAAACAACCACUUUUAUAUGAAAAAAUUAAACAUGUUUACAUGCAUGUUAUACCUAAAUGGUCAAAAAUAAACUGUAAAUCUCAAGAUUAUGAAUUUUGUUAUUCAUUUUCGGCUGUUGAAAGACAAUUAGCAACAGUAAGAACAUUAAAUGGAACAAAAUUAUACAUAAUAGCACGUAAUAUUUAUUAUAAACAUCUGUGUAAUAAAGUAAAAACUAUGAAAUCUUUUUUUGUUAAAACAAGCGUUCUAUGGAUGUGUGAAACAAUCGAAUUAGAUGAUGAGAAUGAAAUAUUAACAGUGCAAUGGCUAGAGUUUUUUUGUAACCUAUUACACAAGCGUUGUUGUCCACAUUAUUUUAUGCCUAUGAUAAAUAUUUUUGACAAUUGCUCAGAAGAAGAUAUGGAUAAUGCGUUAUUAAUUCUCCAAAACGAUAUUAAACCAUCAGAGGGUUGUUAUACAAUAAAUGCUGUUUAUCCUAUAAAAAAAAAUAUAAAUCAAAUUAAUAAUGAAUAUGUUGAAUUGUUCAAUGAUUGGUAUCGUCAUGUUCACAUUGAGGAUAUUGUUCGAGCUAUAAACGAUUGGACACAAUUAAAAUCGAUAUGGUUCUCAAUAAUUGAAAAUGAUUAUCAUUUUGAAGAACUUUUACUUUUAUUAAACAGUUUUGCAUUGUUGGAUGAUAACGGCAAAAAUAACCUCUUAGAAUGGAAGCAAAAAUUUUUAGAUAAUAAUAAUAAUACUGAUGAUCAGUUGACACGUGAAUGGGCUGAUAGUAAUAGAUUAACACCAACAACAUUUAUAUUUAGUAUUAUAGCAACAGCAUAUACAUCGAAAUGGAUCACAAAUAUUGUAACAAAUUCAGAAUUGUUGGAAAAUAUAAAUAAACUUGAUUUUACUGUGUUAUUAAGAGUUAUAAAUCUUUCGACAUAUUGCAGAACAUCAAAGCAUACAAGUGCUGUUGCACCACUGAACUACAUAAAACCAUUUGAAUACUGUGUCGAUAAUGAAGCCAAGUCAUGCUUACAACCAGAAGAUGAUCGGCAGUAUAAAGAAGAAAAUUUAUCAAUAUCAGAUGUUUCAUCAACAACAUUUUUUAAUUGUGACGAGAAAGAACAGCAAUCGAUAACUAACGACAACAAUCAGUUCAGUCUAACCUGUGGUGCGGUUUGUGAACAAGUGUAUUGGAAUAGAUCAGCUAUGCGAAUUAAAAUUAACGAAAACAAUGAUUUAUUAAUAUUUGCCAGCAAAAAAGUAAUUAUAGAUUGGAUUACCGACAGAUGUGGUAUUGAAUGGAUCGACGGUGAAAACCAACAAUGUCGAUCGGUUUAUAAUGAAAUGGAACAAAUUGUUAAAUAUUCUAAAUUUUCUACGUUUAAUACCGAAUAUUUUAAUGAACUAACAAGUCUAAAGAAGUCAGAAAAAAAAAUAUUUAUCGUUAUAUCUGAUAUGAAUAAUGUUAAGAGUAUUGUUGAUUUAAUACAUAAUUUAAGACAAGUCCAUUCAAUAUAUUUAUUCUGUUGGUGUUUUACGGACAUACAAAUAUUUCAAUCGUUAGCAAAAUUAUUUCCAAAAAUCGUAUGUAUAUUUAACAAAAAAGAUACAUUAUUACGUCAACUUAUAUCAGAUUUCGCUGUCCAACUUCUUGAAAUAGGUGAUGAAUAUAAACGAACUAAUAAAAUUAAUUUAUCAUCCAUAUUCUAUGAGUUUUCAACAUAUCUUUAUACUACUAUUGAUAAAUGUUUAAAUGAACGAAUGAAUACUACUAAUUGA
Molecule: messenger RNA, 2517 nt
Organism: Didymodactylos carnosus
Lineage: Eukaryota; Metazoa; Rotifera; Eurotatoria; Philodinida; Philodinidae
Source: the annotation of a GenBank genome assembly